Messenger RNA from Symbiodinium necroappetens, 467 nucleotides. The record is from the annotation of a GenBank genome assembly. Lineage: Eukaryota; Dinophyceae; Suessiales; Symbiodiniaceae.
GAUUCGACUAUCGCUUGGCCAUGGCCAUUCCGGAUAUGUUCAUUAAGUACUUGAAAGAGUGCACCGACGACGGGUGGAACAUGGGACACAUCGUGCACACUUUGACCAACCGCAGAUACAUGGAGAAGGUCAUCGCCUACUGCGAGUCACAUGAUCAGGCCAUUGUAGGCGACAAGACGCUCGCUUUCUGGCUGAUGGACGCCGAAAUGUACACCGGCAUGAGCGUCUUCACAAGUCCACAACCCUCAAUGUGUGUGGAUCGUGGCCUUGCGCUGCAUAAGAUGAUCCGACUGCUGGUCCUCGGUCUGGGCGGCGAGGGAUACCUCAACUUCAUGGGCAACGAGUUCGGACAUCCAGAGUGGAUCGAUUUCCCUCGUCCUGAGAAUGGCUGGAGUCAUCAUCACUGCAGACGACGUGGCUACGGCUGCACUUAUGCCUGCUUCCUGAGAAUGAUUGAUUAUAUUUAA